GGUGUUUUGCGGCCAACAGUUGCAAUACCAAAAGUUUUCCAACAGCAUCUCUCGACCAAAAUAUGAAGUUCCUGAUUGUCCUCUUCGCCCUGGUGGCUCUCGCCGUUGCUGAGCUGCAGCUCUCCGAUGAGCAGAAGGCCACGGCCCAUGCCAAUGGCGCUCUGUGCCUCCAGCAGGAGGGCAUCACCAAGGACCAAGCCAUGGCACUGCGCUCCGGCAACUUCGAGGACACCGAUCCCAAGGUCAAGUGUUUCGCCAACUGCUUCCUGGAGAAGACUGGCUUCCUCGUCGAUGGCCAGAUCAAGCCCGAUGUGGUGCUGGCCAAGCUGGGUCCCAUUGCCGGCGAGGACAACGUGAAGACGGUGCAGGCCAAGUGCGAUUCGCUCAAGGGCGCGGACAACUGUGACACCGCCUACCAGCUGUACCAGUGCUAUCAAAAGCAUCACUCCCAGAUCUAGGUCCAUCUCAGUGCCCUCAAAUGUAUAGUAUUAUGUGCAAAAGGAUUUUGUUUAGCACUUGUUUGUCCAAGUCCAAAAAGUAAAUGUAUAAUGGCGAAA
Drosophila guanche is the source of this 557-nucleotide messenger RNA. RefSeq names its product general odorant-binding protein 56d (gene Obp56d). The record is from RefSeq and is a predicted model, not a curated record. The coding region runs from base 63 to 458 and encodes 131 amino acids. Gene Ontology annotation, molecular function: odorant binding. Gene Ontology annotation, biological process: sensory perception of smell. Lineage: Eukaryota; Metazoa; Arthropoda; Insecta; Diptera; Drosophilidae. The transcript is spliced from 2 exons.